Molecule: messenger RNA, 1590 nt
Organism: Xiphophorus couchianus (Monterrey platyfish)
Lineage: Eukaryota; Metazoa; Chordata; Actinopteri; Cyprinodontiformes; Poeciliidae
Product: rhamnose-binding lectin-like
Exons: 17
Coding region: 124-1551 (475 amino acids)
Molecular function (GO): carbohydrate binding
Source: RefSeq, a predicted model, not a curated record
CAGGUUCAGGCUUCUCAUGAAAAACAGUCGGCUGCCCUAGUUUCACAUGAAUAAAUACCGAGCAAGCCUGUUCCCACCCUCAGUCUUUCUUUCUGUCCACCAACGUUUGAAUCGUCUAUAACCAUGAUGCUCUUCAGCGCUACUUUGUAUCUGGCAUCAACCUGGCUGCUUGUAGAUGCAGGUAUCGCUAAAGAGACCGUUACCACCUGUGUGGACAACGUCGUGCAUCGUUUGAGCUGUGAUUUGGAGAGCGUGAUAAGUGUCGAGACGUCCCUGUACGGACGCAAGGACAAUGUGACGUGCAAUGAAGGAAAGAGUCCAGAUGAGGUUUCCAACACCAACUGCUCUCUUGUUGGUGUCACUAAUGUCGUCAAGGAAAGAUGUAAUGGAAAAAAGGUGUGUGAGCUGAGCACAGAUGUCUUUGGCAGAUCUGAUCCCUGCGGGGCCACCGCCAAAUAUCUGCAGACCACCUACACCUGCCUCCCUGCCUUUCACCGCGUGAUAUGUGAGCACUCUCUAUCAGACUUAAGUUGUGAUCAAGGCCAGGUUAUUGUUGUCCAUGGAGCUGAUUACGGACGCAGAGACCAGACCACAUGUCUGUACGGACGCCCAGCCAAUCAGAUCCAAAACACAGCCUGCUCCAGCCCCACCAGCACAGUUGCUGAAAGCUGCCAAGGUAAAAACAGUUGCAUCAUUAAAGCCAGCAACUCUGUGUUUGGAGAUCCUUGUGUGGGCACUUACAAGUACCUGGAGGUGGCUUACCACUGCCAAUAUGCUGUCACUCCAGAUGAGCAGAUAUUAUAUUCUGCUAAAUUUAUAAGUAAGGUCUAUAAAACAGAACGAUUAUGUUUGACCAAUUUCACAAUAAAAUGCAAAGUGAGCUUUUUCAUUACGAUCUGGCACUUUUCUCUAUCCCUAGUGCUUGCAACAGCUUGCUUACUCAUGGUAUCUGUUGCUGUUACCGAAAAGGCCACAACCUGUGAUGACAGCGAUAAUAUCCAGCAUUUGAGCUGUGAUAACGGAGUGAUCAGUGUGCAGUCAGCCCUGUAUGGACGAGCUGACCGACAGAUCUGCAGUGAGGGCAAGUCUCCCCAGCAGCUUGCCAACACACAGUGUUCUCAAGACGGUGCUGUGGACAUCAUUAAAAACAGGUGUGAUGGCAAGAGGGUGUGUGAGUUCAACACAGGCGACGUCCGCAGCUCCGAUCCCUGCGUCGGCAUCGCCAAGUAUCUGGAGACCAAUUACACCUGCCUCCCAGCAAAUCGUCUUGUCACAUGUGAACACUCCAAUUCACAUUUGUAUUGUGAUUAUGGGCAGGUCAUAUUUGUCUAUGGGGCCGACUACGGACGUCGAGACCGCACCACCUGCUCUUACAGACGACCUGCCUCUCAAACUGAAAAUGUUUACUGCUCAAACCCCACCAACAUAGUGGCUCAAACCUGUAACGGGAAAAACAGCUGCACAAUCAGAGCCCACAACUCAGUUUUUGGAGACCCGUGCACAGGCACAUUCAAGUACCUGGAGGUGGCUUACACAUGUGAAUAUCUUUGAGUGACUUCAGAAAGAUCUGCAUGAUCAACACAAGAAUUG